GAAGGCGCCUCGGGUCCGUGUGUGUGUGUGACGUCCAGCGCGAGGGAAUCAAAGAAGAGGAAUUAAACCAUUAUAUCCUAGUCCUUCCAGCGCCACCAUAUGUCAGCUGUGAAGAAGAGUAGAUGUGCUGAGCAGGAGGUGUUGGCCUGCCUGUCUCAGCACUUUAAGCAUGGGGCGUUCAAGAGUGACCUGCAGCGGAGAGCCGUGUUGGCCGUGGUGCAAGGUUCCCAGGAUGUGUUUGUGUCCAUGCCAACUGGUUCAGGAAAGUCACUGUGUUACCAGCUGCCAGCAGUGUUGGCAAGAGGAAAAGUGGCCAUUGUGGUGUCUCCCCUUAUUGCCCUCAUCAAGGAUCAGAUAGAGCACCUACAGAGAUUGAACAUUGUUGCUGAAUCCAUAAACUCCAAAAUGACGGUGAAGGAACGGAACCGUGUCAUAUCAGACCUGAACUCAGUCACGCCCUCCACUCGCCUCCUCUACAUCACCCCUGAACAGGCUGCUACAAACUUCUUCCAGAGCUUGCUGGAUCGGCUGCAGAAGUACAACAAGCUCUCUUACUUUGUGGUGGACGAGGCUCACUGUGUUAGUCAAUGGGGACAUGACUUCCGGCCAGACUUCCUUCGCCUUGGGUAUUUGCGAACCAAGAUACCCAGCAUCCCAUGGGUGGCUCUGACUGCCACAGCCACAGCGAGGGUUGUUGAGGACAUCUACCUCCAGCUUAAACUCAAGAAACCAGUGGCAAAAUUCAAGGCCUCGUGCUUCCGAUCCAAUCUUUUCUAUGAUGUUCGAUUCAAGGACUCCUUGGAAGACCCGUUUGAAGAACUGCGGGACUUUGUGGUGGAGGCGCUUGGGGAGAACUGGGAAGUGAACAGGACUGUAAAGUCUGGGUGUGGAAUCAUCUACUGUCGAACAAGAGAUGGAACCAUUGAACUUGCACGGCAGUUAUCAAGCAAAGGCGUUCCCACCAAGGCCUACCAUGCUGGUCUGAAAGCCAAAGAACGCUCACAAGUUCAGGAGGACUGGAUGGACGGCAUUGUGCCUGUCAUAACAGCCACUGUGUCCUUUGGUAUGGGGGUGGACAAGGCCUCAGUCAGGUUUGUGGCCCACUGGAGUGUCCCGCAGUCCAUGGCAGGCUAUUACCAGGAGUCUGGGCGGGCUGGGCGUGACGGCAAGCGGUCCAGGUGCAGGAUAUACUACAGCAAGAAGGAGAGAGACACUAUCUUCUUCCUCCUUCGUCAAGAUGAGAAGAAGGGAAAAGUGUAUGGCAAGACCAAGAAAGAAGAGCAAGCAAAGGUGGCCAUCAAGAGCUUUGAGCAGAUUGUCAAAUUCUGUGAAGUGCCAAUGUGCCGACACUUGGCCUUCACUCAGUACUUUGGAGAUGACAAGCCAGACUGCAGGAAAAACUGCGAUUUCUGCACCAACCGCAAGGUGACAGAAAAGCGUGUGGAGCAGUGGAAUGUGGCAGUGGUCCGCAAGGAAGCCUACAGGUUUGCUCCAGCGGCAGCUUUUGAAGAUGGCUUUGAAGACGGCAGCCUCUACGGGGGAGGAAGAAGGGGAUUAAAAAGAGAGCAGGAUGAGUACAACCAGGACGGGGAUGGAGAUGACCUGGAGAGAGCAAAGCAGCAGGAAAAGAAAGACAGGAUGACAUUGAUCAAGCAGCAGUUUGCGUUACGUAGAGGGAAAGGCAACAAAACCUCCUCCUCUUCCUCCUUCUCCUCGUCCUCUUCCUCCUCCUCCUUCUCAACGGCAAAGAGCAGACUAAAGGAGCAACGUGAGAAGCAGCAGUCGGAAAAAGAGGAGCAAGACAGAGCCAGCAGGUCCAAACUCACCAGUGCUCAGUUCACCUCCAAGAUCAAUGGCCUCAACAUAGCGACACGUGAGAGUUACCUCCAGUUAGUGUCUCAGGCUCUGUCCAAGAACUAUGAGGAGUGUUGGCAGACUGGUCAAGGCAGGAGCCACUUGAAAGAAUCCGACAUAGAAGAUGUUGCCACCAAGAUGGAGUAUCAAGUGUUUACCUCCACCAGCGUCAUGAUGAUGUAUCGCAAAGGCAUGAUGUCGCUGAUGUUGAGCCUAAAGAGGGAAACUGCAGAGAAAAAGCUGCGGACUGAACUAGCUGAGCACCAGCCCCAGCUGAGCCUUGGACAGCUGGCCAAGCAGAUUGAGUGUGACAUCAAGGACAGGCAGACAAAAAAAGGCUCAGGUUUUACAACAGCCAGUGAGGUGCUGAAGGGGCAGAAGAACCAGAAGGACAGCAAGGAAGGAUCCCCGCCCCGACUGUCCUCAAGGCGUGGUUUUGCCCUUAAACGUUCUCCAUCACGGCAGACAUCCCUCACCUCCUUCUUUUCCAAGGACACCAAGAAAACAGUUUCCAGCCUGGACCAUCAGCUCUCAGAGAGUGAAUCUGAUAAUGAGACAACAUGUGAAGAUGCCAAUGGAGGUGAGACAACAGGUGCACUUAUGAAUGGUGCAGGUGGGAUGGCUGGAGAGGAUCAUGAUUGUAGUGGUGACAGCAACUAUGAUUCAGAGGAGAACCAGGAAUUUGAGAUGGAAGAAUACUCACUCUCAGAUCUGGAGAAGGAGGAAGAGAAAGGGAAGAGGGACGAAAAGGAAAUGAUACAGGUGGCACCACUGCUGACGUGUGAUAGAAUCAACAGUUUGGGGGACAGAAAGAAUAAAUAUGAUGAAGAGAAUGGGUUUCCUGAAAGAGGAACAUUAGACCUGGAAAUAUGUACUGCUAGUGUGAAGAGUGAAAGUGACAGAAAAGUUAGUUUGGAAGAAGAAAUGGACAGUGAAAAAAUUUCAUCCCUGAAAAUUGAAAGAAAGGAUGAUAUUAAUAAAGAAAUGCUAUUUUUAAAAAGAGAAGGAAGUGUAUCAGGUUCCAGUAGCUGUGAAGUUAAAGUGAAGCAAGAAGUUGAAGUGAAGCAAGAAGUUGAAGUGAAGCAAGAGGUUGAAGUGAAGCAAGAGGUUGAAGUGAAGCAAGAAGUUGAAGUGAAGCGAGAAAUUGAAGUGAAGCGAGAAGUUGAAGGCAAGGCAGCAGCUUCUUUUGAAGCCAAAAAUGUGUCAGGUUUUAAUGAAUGUAGAGUCACAGUGAAAAAAGAGAUCAAGGAUGAGAAAACUUUUUCUUUGGAAGAUGCCAAUGUGCCAAGCUCCACUAAGUGUAAAGUUGAAUUGAAAAAAUAUGAUGAUGAGGAAAGGAGCAACAAUCAUGUAGACAAGAAACGGAGAAAGUCAACCAGCUCCAGACUUGACGACAGUGACUGUGACACUGGGAACUGUGAAGAUGAUGAUCCGGUUCGAAAAAAAAUUAAGUUGUCAAAAUCUAGUACCAGCCAAAAGAGCAUUGCUAAGCCAGACAAAAGGGCAGCUGAAACAGCCAACCAAUGGAGGAUAUCCAACAGUAGUGACAGUGACAGAAAUGCAAAAUCCCACAGAGACAAAAGUACUUGUGAAUCUUACUUAGCAAAAUCUGCCAAUUGUGUGAAAUCCAGUGGCAAUGCCAACACCAAAUUUGAACAGCGUUUGCAACACACUUACAGAGAUUCUGAGAGGAGUGACCAGAAGUACAGAAAAGAGUAUGAGAGAAAUGGGAAAACAUCUGGCAAGUGUCCAGAAGACUCCAAAAAGGAGCGUAGACAAUCUAAUGAUUCCGUGAGAGAAUCACAGAAAAGCAUAACUGCCAAAGAAAGAUUGUGGGACAAUGAAAAGAAAUGCACCAAAGAAAAAGAAAUUAGUAGAAAUUCAAGGUGUAAAAAAGAUGAUGUGGAUUUAAAGCAUUCUAAAACAGUAAUGGUGAAACAUAGAGAAACAGUUACCUCGGGUGAUAUUAAUCUCAGCACUCCAAGAGUGUCUUUGAAUUCUGUCAAAUCCUCUUCCUGCGAGAGAACAAGUACUUCAGCCCCACCAGAAGCAACAAAUGAGGGUAAAGCAGCACACAAAGGGUCCAGUAGGAGGGAGGAGAAGCAGCAGGUGGCCGAGUGGGUGGUGAAGUACCUGAUGCCCCACUACAAGAACAGCGCCAUCCACGGCAAGGAUGUCUUCAAGGCACUGGCCAGGCAGCUGUCACACAGCGGAGAUGUGGUGCAGCAGGCGCAGGCCACAGGCGAAAAGGGUGUAAGGCAGUACAUUGAUGGCAUCUUUACCAAUGGGAGAAAAAUCACCUCCGAGACAGACCUGGCGCAGCUGUGAGAGUGGACGGCCAACACUCCCCAGGGCAUGCUAGGGGCAGAAAGAUGAACAUUGUUCUGUAAGGUUUGCUUCUCUGAAACUUGUGUAUUUUCUGUUGCAUAAACUCGCCAGAUGAUCCGACAGUCACCUACAUUUAUCUCUUAAACUUGAACACAGCAUUUCCUUAUUUUUUCCCUUUAUCAUGUGGAAUAUCUCAGUAUGAUCUGCUCAACAUUUUUUAUUGGGUGCUAAUUUGCCUUAUUAUUGCAUCAUAUAUGGAAUUUUAAUUAUGUGAUAUAGGCUGUUCAUAUUCCUAAACUCAAAGACUAGUUUUAAACAGGCUCAUCAGCUUUACCUAGAUACUGAAAGGAAUUUUCCACACGAUAGAAAAAACAUUUUUUUAAAUGUUUGUAGUUGAAUGUAGGUGUUUGUAUGAGGUUGCUAAUGACACCUCUUGAGUGCGUACAUGUUUGUUUCCUUGUUCUGCAUCCUGUGCUGGGCUUGAGAGACUUACAGCCUUUAAAACAAAAGAAGGUAGAGUGAGAGAGGCUGCUGACCACCCUUCCAUUUCAGGGAGGUACAGUUCAUGAAUGAAAUACACGAACAUGUAAACUAGGGACUUGUUGUGGGUGCCUGCUCUAAGGAAGCUCCUUGAGGAAACAGGAUGUCAGAGCCAUAGGUAGACAGACCAGUAUGCACUAAUGACUUUAAAAGUGAACAGGAAUGACCCUUGAUCUCAUCACUUGCUGAAGCAGUGCACUCAGGGUCUGGGGCUGCAUGAGGGUGAAGCAGUGCACUGUGGACAGGGAUAGUUUUAGGUACAAGUAAAAUAUAUAAAUAACUGCUUCAGUUUUCUUUUGUGUGCAGGGGUUCCCAAAUAUUUAUCCCUUUAAGAAAUAAUGAUGCUCCUGAUUUUGUAUAUUGUAAUAUAAUCUUACUACCCUCUGUGAAUACCAAACCAGGGGGCUCAGGUAUGUUAUGGGGCCCCAAGCCAUGAAACAGCUUGGGCCUCCUGAAAAGUAAAACCAGCACUGGCUAUGGAACCAUGUUCCUGUCACUUAACAUUCCUUAUUGUGUGCAGGUAUGCACUUGUAUAACUAUAUAUACUAAGGUUAUGGUUGUGCACUUUCCAGGUAUACAUAAGUGUUUUGGAAUGCCUAAAGUAGAAAUGCGAGGGAUGUGAUUUACAACACAACUUCAAAUUAAAAACUAUGUUUUCUAA
Molecule: messenger RNA, 5383 nt
Organism: Eriocheir sinensis (Chinese mitten crab)
Lineage: Eukaryota; Metazoa; Arthropoda; Malacostraca; Decapoda; Varunidae
Exons: 14
Coding region: 100-4182 (1360 amino acids)
Biological process (GO): double-strand break repair via homologous recombination
Cellular component (GO): cytoplasm; chromosome
Molecular function (GO): ATP binding; 3'-5' DNA helicase activity; four-way junction helicase activity
Source: RefSeq, a predicted model, not a curated record